This is a messenger RNA of Cuscuta europaea, 1785 nucleotides long. Lineage: Eukaryota; Viridiplantae; Streptophyta; Magnoliopsida; Solanales; Convolvulaceae. The record is from the annotation of a GenBank genome assembly.
UUUUAAAGCCCACCAACCUAAUAUGACCUCCUUUUUCCUAACUGCCUGAACAACCACCGCUCAGGAACCCACACCCAUUCGACGCCAGGCGCCGCCUUUGUAUAUAAUAACCGUUAAAACCAAACCUCUCUUCGAAUAGGAAGAGGAAUGGAUGACGGAGAAGCUCAGACAGCUGCGGAAGAGCAAACUGCAGCUCAGUGCCAAGAGUGCAAAUUGAAGCCAUGGAGAUACAAAUGUCCCGGAUGCUCUCGCCGCACCUGCAGUCUACCUUGCGUCAAAGCUCACAAGGAGAUCUCUGGUUGCACCGGAAAGAAGCCAUUCAAUGACGUCGUUCCUAUCUCACAGUUCGACGACAACCUUCUCUUAUCAGAUUACAAUAUGCUAGAGGAUGUUAAGAGGGUUGCGGAUUCUGCUAGAAAAAUGAGCCAUAGGUUUUGUUGCUAUCCUCAGUUCUGGCUUCCUUAUCCUCUACAUAGUCUUAAGAGGGCUGCCUCUAGUCGUAGAACAACACUCCUUUUUCUCCCCCCUGGGAUGUCAAAGAGAGAGAAAAACCUGUCUUCUUACAACAACAGAAAAAAGUUCAUAUCAUGGACAAUAGAAUGGCAGUUCCACUGUGAGAAAGAUGUUAUCUUGAUGGACCACCGUGUACAUGAAAACACAAACCUGCGAUCUUUGAUUGAGAAACAUCUAAACCUGGGACCAUGGAAGCAUCCAUUGAAGCAAUUUUGUAACAUUCCUCUGGAUUCUCUUAAAUUCUUUAUCCGGAAACAUCAUAAGGGACACAAAUCUCCUUACCUCCAGCUAGAUAUAAAUGUCCCAUUACGCGAACAAUUCUGUAACUUAAUCAUUUUGGAGUACCCUGUCAUCCAUGUAUUUCUUCCAACACAAGCAAUUGAGUUCGAGGUUGUAAAAAACCCUAUUCCUGAACAAGUAAAGCCUAAGGAAGUUAUUAACAAUCACAUCCAUUCGAGUCCCAAAGGAGUAACAUUCAAGGAGGAGGAGAUAGAAGAUGACGACUCUUCAGAUCCUCGUCAAUGUCCUCAUGUUUCAUACCCCAUAAACAAUGCUGAUAAUGUAGAAGUAGUUAUACCUACGACUUCUACUGUAGAGGAAAAGGGCAGUGAAGAACAACAACCUGUUCAGGAUGUCCCUUCUGAUAGGGAGGACUCUGGAGCCAUGGAUAUUGCUUUUCUUGACAACAUGGCGUUUGAAUUUGACCCGAAGUUAAUUGAUACGUACACAGAUCUCAUUGCAGAAUCUAAUCCGGAUGCUUGCCUUGAAGGUUCAUUGACUGAUGCACAGUAUCUGUUUGAUGGGACCUGGGAUGAUUUUUGUAAUGGUAUGCUGCCCGGGAAUGAAGAAUUAGAGGAAGGAGAAAUUGCUCCUUGAUUUGACUGUAUUUUACAAAUGUCACUGGCUGUGCUGUUAAUGUUAAAGAUGUUCAUCAUCUUCUUAUAAUGUUUAUAUAUAUAUAUAUAAGGAGUUCUAUACUUCUAUAUAUGGGUUGGCCGGUUGGGGCUUGGCAUAUCAGGGAAUGUUUUGAUUGAUCGGCUUUUGGGCUUUCCUGGAUGUUAAUUUUGUUGGUCACCAGGUUUUUUGUUCGCGUUGUUUUUGUUUUACGAGUAUAAUUUUGAAUAUUAUUGUUUCUUGUCUGUAUUUUCUUUUAGUAGGAAUGGAAUUUGUGUAAAGAAAAAAGUGGAAAGCAUUACAAAGGUUUGUAAUGUUUGCUGGAGAUGUAAGUCUAAAUCUUCGUCCAUUUUCCAAACGUGGUUUAGGUCAGCCGAG